This is a messenger RNA of Hemicordylus capensis (graceful crag lizard), 6782 nucleotides long. It is a transcript of the gene MBOAT2, whose product is annotated as membrane bound O-acyltransferase domain containing 2. Gene Ontology annotation, molecular function: acyltransferase activity. Gene Ontology annotation, cellular component: membrane. The record is from RefSeq and is a predicted model, not a curated record. Lineage: Eukaryota; Metazoa; Chordata; Lepidosauria; Squamata; Cordylidae. The coding region runs from base 792 to 2087 and encodes 431 amino acids. The transcript is spliced from 13 exons. Gene Ontology annotation, biological process: lipid modification.
AGCUGCCCAGUCUCUUCUAGCUUCUAGCUGCCUUAGGCUUGUUUUUCCUUUGUUAUCCUCUACCUUUUUGGUUUGUGUCUCCGCACUUGUUCCACUCAUGGAGCUUUCACAUUGCGGUGACAUGCUGAAGAGCCCCCUUUCGGAGGGUCCCCUCUCAGAGGCUAUGAUGGCACCCACCUCUGCAGUGUCUGGGACCUCUGCCGUGUGCACUGCUGGGCUUUCUGAGGGAACGAUUGCUAAAAGCUCUGGGAUGGCUCCGUGCCUAGAGCUCAUUCCGCCCCCAAAAGCGGCAAAGAAGACCAAACACUUAAAGGGCCCAGAUGUGGCCUAAAAGAAAAAGCAAUGCAAACUUGCCUCCGGCAGGGCUCCACUUUGUGAGAGGCUUCAGCUACAGGCAUUACGGGCGCGGCUAUCACCAAUGACAGUCUCUGAGAUUCCCGCCAAAACCACGGCGGCCAUUAUGGUCUCUCCUCAGCCUGUGCCUGUUUCUAAGGCUUUGCCAUCAGCCUUGCCGCUCGCUGCUUCUGCACUCCUACAGGGGGUGCGCUCAGAAACGCCUGAGACUAUUACUGGCCCUAACAAUGAGGCUUUGACUGCUGGUCAACUUUGUAGUGUGCCAACUGUUUGCCUUGCUUGCUGCUGUCUGGUUUCGAACUUACCUUCAUUCAAGCAAAACUAGUCCAUUUAUAAGGCAUGUUGUUGCCACCCUUUUGGGCCUUUAUCUUGCACUUUUUUGUUUUGGAUGGUAUGCCUUACAUUUUGUUGUACAAAGUGGAAUUUCCUACUAUAUCAUGAUCAUUAUAGGAGUGGAAAAUAUGCACAAAUAUUGUUUUGUUUUUGCUUUGGGAUACCUCACUGUGUGCCAAAUUUCUAGAGUCUAUAUCUUUGAUUAUGGACAAUAUUCUGCUGAUUUUUCUGGCCCAAUGAUGAUAAUUACACAGAAAAUUACAAGCUUGGCUUAUGAAAUUCAUGAUGGAAUGUUUCGAAAGGAGGAAGAACUGACGCCAUCACAGCGAUGCUUAGCUGUGAGACGCAUGCCAAGCCUACUGGAGUAUUUAAGUUACAACUGUAAUUUCAUGGGUAUCCUGGCAGGCCCGUUAUGCUCUUAUAAAGACUAUAUUACUUUCAUUGAAGGCAGAUCAUACCAACUGACACAGUCUGAAGCAAAUGGGAAAGAAGAGAUAAAAUAUGAACAAACGGAUCCCUCUCCAAAUACAGCUGUGGCGCAGAAACUCGUAGUGUGUGGACUAUCCUUAUUGUUUCAUAUGACUGUUAGCAAAACUCUGCCCGUAGAGUACAACAUUGAUGAUCAUUUCAGAGCAACAGCAUCACUGCCUACAAGGAUUAUCUACCUGUACCUGUCGCUUAUGGCUGCCAGACCCAAAUAUUAUUUUGCGUGGACUUUAGCGGAUGCAAUUAAUAAUGCUGCUGGGUUUGGGUUUCGAGGCUAUGAUAAAAAUGGAGUCUCGCACUGGGAUUCAAUUUCAAAUCUGAGAAUUUUGCAUAUAGAGUUUUCAACAAGUUUCAAGAUGUUUCUUGAUAACUGGAAUAUCCAGACAGCACUCUGGCUCAAAAGAGUAUGCUAUGAACGAGCCUCCUUCAGCCCAACAAUACAAACCUUUAUUUUGUCGGCCAUUUGGCAUGGGGUGUAUCCAGGAUAUUAUUUAACAUUCCUGUCAGGGGUACUAAUGACUCUUGCAGCACGAACUAUUAGAAAGAGCAUCAGGCACUACUUCAUUGAUUCUCCAGCCAUUAAAUUAUGUUAUGAUAUCAUGACAUGGAUGACGACUCAAAUAGCAAUAAGUUAUACAGUUGUACCAUUUGUACUUCUCUCUGUAAAACCGUCUUUCAUGUUUUACAGCUCCUGGUAUUUCUGCUUACACAUUGCCUGCAUCUUAGUGUUGUUGAUAUUUCCCAUGAAAAGAACUCAGAGAGGAAGUAAAGAGCAAAAAAACAUCCAGCCCUCUUGGUCCAAAAAGCAAGAUGGAGGAGAUACAAGCAUUAUGGGACAUAACAGUUAUUCUACAACAAAUAAUUUCAAUCAAAAAAGAGAAAUCACCUGCAGAAAUACAGCAACGGAACAAUGAUUAGGAGAUGCUAUGGUGGAUAUAUUUUCUAUUUUCAAAGCCCAUUUAUAGCACCUUUUAAAGGGGUUUGUAUUUGUCUGAAAAAGAUGGUUAGUAAGAAAAGAAUGCUAAUCCUUAGGGAAUAUUGAAUACACUAGUAAGAAUGGGAAACAAAGCAAAUUAACCUCUCCCGUGCCAUGUUCCUGUGGAUCACGCCUUAUAUGAAAAUAUUACCAUUAUUUCAAUGGGCACUCAGGACUUACAGCGUAUGUCCAUCGGGUCAUAGGUGUGCCCCUUCGCUGAAUGUACGUUGUGUAUCCCAAGGCACUGAUGGGGGUGGUGAACAAUUGUGUCAAUCCAGAGUAACUGAAGGAAAUAUCUUUUUCCAAGCAAAUGCCUUGCCUUAAACCCUCUAUCUACUGAAAUAAUGUUUCUAAGUGGUAUUUUCAUGUUUAAUAUUAUGUGGGAAGCAUAGUUCAAAUGCAGGCUUUGGGGCUCUGGAGAAAACCAUAAGGGAGUGGAAGCAGAAAGUCACUUUGUGUCUGAAUCUAUAAAAGGAAUUGCAAUAAGCAUCUCAGUAUUUGGAGGGUUUUCUUAGUAUAUCAAAUUCUUACCGUACAGGACUGCAAACAUUGCCAAUGCCAAAUUAUAGGUAAUUUAGUUUGAUAAACAUUGUCAUUACAAAAGAUCCCUUUGGAAUUUUUUUCUUGUUUAACUUAAACAUCACCCUUUCCAUGACUAAAUGAUCUAAUUUAAGCUUAUUUUACCCUUUCAUUAUGUGUGAGUUUUGCAGCUAGUCACAAAAUGGCAGCCAUAAAAUUACACUCAUGGAAUUCCUGUUAAAGCUGCAGCCUUCCAGAAGGACUCUUUGUUAUCAUGUACAAACCAUUUUGCAGAGAGUGACCUUAAGAUACAAUCACUUGGAAACUUUGUCAGAGAUGUAAAGAAUUAGUGCAAGAAGGUGCUUAUGAUAUAAGUAUAGUCAGAUUAUCUUAACAGUUAUAAUUCAGUUUAUAUUAAACAAAAGGUGAAAUUGUUAUAUAGGUAUUGUGUAACUCAUUGACAUUAUAUGGCCUGUAACACUGGAAAGCCUUGGGUUUAGAAAAUCCUUGAACAAGGAUUUCAGAUAUGGAGAUCAUACUGUACACAAUUUUAUGUUGAAAAUCUGUCAUGGGAAUUGAUAAAUAUCAAUCACUUUAUUGUGAAAAUUAACAACUGAUAAAGAAAUGAAGUACUAAAGGGCUAUAAUUUUUAUUUGCUUAUCCUACAUACCUUUUAGUUUUUAGUAAAUGAAAGCCAUUUAUCUUUCAGACUGCCACAGAAAAAAAAGUUACAAAGAGCAGGAUUGAACUGUUUUCUCCCCAGUAAUGUUUUGUACCCUGAACAUUAUGCAAUAGUUGGUUGAAUAUUUUUAAACACUCAUAUGUUGUUGUCAAGGAUUAAAAAAAACAAGUGAGUUCUGUGGCUGUAGAAAAAUUAUGAGGUUUCUUAAAUUGAAUUUUCACUGAUCUAGCCUUUGAAACAGGAAUAAGAAUAGAGUAUAUUGUUACUGUUCUUUCCAUUGUUUGCCCCCAGUAUUCCUGGGUAGCUGGAGAUAGUUGUCUUCAGUCUGUGGAAACGAAUGCAUGUUCGUGAUCACACUAUUAGUAAUGUAGAAUGGAAUAUGCAUUUGGAGAGCAAAUAACUGCACAUUGAAAAGGCUGUGUUAGCAUUAAAAAUGGGCUUGUAAAAUCUGCUGAAAUGAUGUAAACACAUAACACUAUUAUUAUCAUUAUUAAUUAAUUAAUUAAUAUUAUUAUUCUAAAGACAUGACUGUCAUCUUGAUGGGUGGCGAUUAGUGAUGAAAAGGAAGAUCCCAUAUACUACUGGGAUCUUGUGAAUUGUGCAUUCUUCACAGAGGGGUGUGUGUGAGAGAGACAGUCAACACAGGAUCUCUGUCAGUUUGGGCAACCUAGUGUCAGUUUGGGUCCCCUCCCUACCUGUCCAAUGGUAUAUCCCAUUCCACCCCCUCCCCCAAUAGAACUCAGUGGAAACCAUAGAGAAUCUGAUUCUGCCCCUCCUGCUUAGCCCCACCUGUUUCUAUAUUUCUCAGCUGAAACUUUUGACAAGUUCAGUAGUUGGUGAAAGGAAUGGAAAGUUCCAGUAUUUUCCCCAAUACCACUCAUCAUCACCUCAAACACCUACAGGAGGCCCUUGUUAUCCGUGGUCCCGGCAACCGUGGUUUUGUGUGUACGCAGUCAGGCCAUGUACAUCCAGCCUCGUUAUCCAUGGAUCAAAAAAUAGUUCAAAUCUGCCUAUCCUAGGUGGCUCCUAUGUGGCCAGAAACGACCUUGGAGGUCAUUUCUGGGCACCAUUUUGCUGAACGGAGCCAUUUUGUAGCUUUUUCUUAAAUACAUUUUUAAAAACCCAAAACCCUUCCCCAGUGAUUUUUCGUGGAAAAUCGGCAGAGUUUGGGGGGCAUUGCUGGGCAGCUGGAGACAUGGAAAGCAUGGUACAUCUACUUCCUUUCUGCUUUUUUAGCCCUCCCAGAACCUAGCUCUCCGAUUCCCAUUCACUCAAGGUCUUGUUAUCCACAGUUUCAUUAUCCAUAGUUGUAGGCGAGAAUGCAACCCCUUCAGAUAACAAGGGCCACCAAGUCAUCAAGACAGCCUGACUCUUACAGCCUGUGGUACUCCAGAUGUUGCUGAACUAUCAUGCCCAGCUACAAUUCAUUGUGGCUCAGGAUAAUGGGAGUUGUAGUUCAGCAACAUCUGAAGUACCACAGAUUGGGAAAGGAACCCCUGACCCAUUAGAGUGGCAGUGGCCUCCAUGAGGAACAGGAUAGCAAAAGAGUGAGGGUUGAAUGUUCUCAUCACCUGCCGCCUUGUGCAUCACUGAGGUAGAGCAAAGCCAGGCCUGCUCUUCUGAAUGUGGUCUGAACCAAACACGUCUCCCUGGCCCUGAGAAGGAAUUCAUUCCUGCAUCCAAACCGAGAAUAUGGGUGGAGAUAGCAAGGAAGGGGCACUUAAAAUUCAUGACUAUCUGCUCCUUUACCUAUUACUGUAAUACUUGGUUAUGAUUUGGAUUCCAGCUUGAAUUUUAUAGUUACACAAUUAUCUACAUUUAUAGACACUUCUAAAUAAUAUGCUUUUCAUGUUCACCUUCAGGUUAUAAUUUGUGAACAUAAAAUAUUUUAUGCCAAAUUCUGCUCUCUAAUACAAAACAUUCUAAUAGUUUGCCCCAAUGAUUAAAUAGAGAAUCAGUUAUUUAUUUUAGUAUUCCUAGCCUCACACCAGAUGGAUAUAAUUUUUGAAUAUAAUUUUUAAAUUCUCUGAAUUUUAAAUAAGAGUAUCUCUCAAGUUCCUCCUCAGUUUGAAUCAGAGGCAGGCAGAAAAUAGAUUUGCAUAUUCUGGUAAAUUUCUGGGUGAUUUGCAAUAGAUCAGCAAGUGUUUUUGACUCUCAGUUGUUUAGCAAUAGCAACAACAAGCUGUUUUUCCUCUUCCUAAGUUAGGUUGCUAAAAUAAAGCUUGGUAGGGGAAGGAAAUUAGAAAUGGUGUGUGUGUGUGUGUGUGUGUGUGUGUGUGUGUGUGUGUGUGUGUGAGAGAGAGAGAGAGAGAGAGAGAGAGAGAGAGAGAGAGAGAGAGAGAGAGGACUCUGAGCUCAGUUCUGGUAGUGAGAACAUAUUUAUGGACUGAGCAUGUGUUCAGGCACCCUGUUCCUUAAUUCUAAGUGCCAGUUCAGAUGUAAUGUGUAGCAAGGAUUUAAACCUUGGAGCUGUGUGACAUCUCCUAGCCACCAAGAUUAAAUCCCAGAUUCAGAUCCUAGUUUAUUUUUGAAUUCUGGUAGAAUCAGCCAUGAUUGUUUGGUUUGGGCAUAAGAACACCCACCCACCCCCGUUCUGGAUCAGACCAAGACCUAUCUAGCCUAGCUUUCUGUUUUUCACAGAGGCCAGCCAGGUAUCACUGGGAACCCACAAGCAGGAGAUGCACUUCUCCUCUUUCCUGUUGUGUGUCUCCUGCAACUGAUGUUCAUUGGUGUACUCUUGUCUCUAAACCCAGCAGUAGCUUAUAGCCAUCAAGACUAAUAGCCUCUGAUAUACUUCUCCUCCUGACUUUGUCUAAUCCCCCUUUAAAGCUAUGUAGGGUAGUGGCAAUUGCCCUUGCUGAGCAAUCAUGGCUUGCUCUAACCAGAAUUGGAUGCAAAGUUUGUCCUUGCACAUGAGGUGGGGAAUGCUAGAUGUUUUCUGAAGUCCAGAUGUAGUCCUGGCUUUGCAUUAUAUCUGAACCAGCCCAAACUGUAGGUCUGCUUUCUUCCUUGCCCCCAGCCAUUAUUUUGCACCUGGCUGGGGAUGGUGAUAUGGGCAUUCUAGUCAAGUAUAUCUCACAAGCCUGAAGCUUGCCCACCCCUUUCACCAAUAAAAAGCAACCUCCAUAUGCAUAAGAGCUAUAGUUUCACUGAAGUUAGUUGUGUGUGUUGUCUCUUUGAAAGCAAUGGAACAAAAGUUAAUCAGGACUCAUGACUGGCUCAUUUCAGUAGCCCUAUUCAGACAUCAUGUUGUAUGUAGAUAUAGAUGUCUGUACGCAUAUACAUGUUUUUGUGUGAAUCUUUAAAAGUGAACCAAGGAUGCAGAGUAAAGAUAGGAAGUGUAUAACUUUACAAGCACGUAACCGUGCAUACAGUUCUGUAUGUGUGUGCACGGUACACAGAUUUCAUGUGUUGAAUAAAACUUGAAUUGGG